Acanthopagrus latus (yellowfin seabream) is the source of this 1681-nucleotide messenger RNA. RefSeq lists its product as uncharacterized. Gene Ontology annotation, molecular function: lysophosphatidic acid receptor activity. NCBI's taxonomy places the organism in Eukaryota, Metazoa, Chordata, Actinopteri, Spariformes, Sparidae. Bases 1 to 1551 code for a protein of 516 amino acids. The record is from RefSeq and is a predicted model, not a curated record. Gene Ontology annotation, biological process: positive regulation of Rho protein signal transduction; phospholipase C-activating G protein-coupled receptor signaling pathway. The transcript has 4 exons.
AUGUCAGUCAAUGCCUCCUCCAACUCCUCCCUCCAUCCUCAACUUGAUAACUGCUCAGACUCCAGAAACAUUUCCCUCUUUACAGCCCUCUUCAUCAGCUUCAUCCUCCUCCUUCCUCUCUUCAUCCUCGUCCUCUAUAUGGGCUUCCAACGAUGGAGGAAACAGCGUUCUGUGGCCACGGCAGCAACGAUGAGUCACUCUGACAUCUUCACCUUUAACAUAGUGGCUUUGGACCUGAUCAGUUUCUUGGGACUCUGCUUUAUUGGUUAUGGCAUCAGAACUAAUGAACAAACUGUACUGGUUGUAGGGAUGUACAUCUACCUCACCACCCCAAUUGGACAGACUCUGUUUCACCUCCUCACCUGUGUUGAACGCUACCUGGCUGUUGUUCACCCCAUCACCUACCUGGAGCUGAAACAGUCGGGGCCAGGGGAAAAGGGCGGGAACAGGGUGCAGGUCGACCAAUCAAAGCAGAGGGCUUUUUACACCAUCAUGGCUAUAACGGGAGCUCUGACAUUGCGGUUUUUGAGCAACCUGGUAAACCAGUGUAUGGCAGUCUGUGGAGACGCAGGAAAGCGAGACAGCUUCUGCAGUUUGGGGGAAAAAAGACAAAACUCUGACAAGGUCAUGCCCCUCAACUCCUCAUCCUCCCCAAAUAUCACCCUUGUCUCCCCUCCCCUCCUCUCCUCCAGCUCGUCUUUGUUUGAGGGAUGCCUGAAAUACAUAGCCAGCAGUGUCAUCUUCAGCACAUACACCUUCAUCAACGUCCUCCUCCUCCCCCUCUACAUCCUCGUCCUCUACAUGGGUUUCCAGCGAUGGAGGAAUCAGAGCUCUGGGCCUGCAGGCCAAUCAACGAGCCACUCUGACAUCUUCACCUACCACACCGUUGCUUUAGAGAUUUUCGGUGUUGUGGGAUCAUUAGUCUACUGUUUGGGCAUCUACACCAACAGUGUGGUGGUGUUAAUGUUUGGAGUGUUUAUAUCCUGCGUUAUUUUCCCUGGACAGACUCUGUUCCACCUCCUGACCUGUGUCGAGCGCUACCUGGCUGUGGUUCACCCCAUCGCAUACAUGCACCUGAGAGAAACAGGCGGGGUCAGGAUCAGAAAUAUCAGCAUCUUGUGUGUUUGGUUGGUGUGUUUUGCAUGGAUGGGGGUUACAAAACUGUACCUGCCAAGUGUUGCUGCUAUUCCCUUACUCUGCAUCUGUGGUGUCUCAAUAAUUGUCAUUAUUUUCAGCUGCCUGUCUGUUCUGUGUGUUCUAACGAGGUCCGGGCCAGGUGAGGUGGGCAGGAACAAAGAACGGGUUGACCAAUCAAAGCAGAGAGCUUUCCACUUCAUCUGUGCUAUACUGGGGGCGCUGCUGCUGAGGUUUAUUGGGCUUCUGGUUAGUUUUGGGUUUGCAUUUUUGGAGUCAAUUCGUCAAAAGGAUUUGUGUUUGUGGAUAGAUUCUGCAAUCUUUUUGAUGAUACCAAGUAGCCUGGUCAUGCCUCUGCUGUUUCUACACAAGACAGGAAAACUGGCAUGUUGUAGACCCAAAGCUAGAUCAGGGUGAGAAAUCAAGUAAACACUGAGCCGGAAUUAAACAAUCCGGACUCUUUUUCAGGAGUAAGAAAACCUCAUUCACACAUCCCGCUUACAUUUUUAAAAGCGUAAACAACUAAAAAUGUUAACUUUCUCAACAG